Molecule: messenger RNA, 753 nt
Organism: Colletotrichum truncatum
Lineage: Eukaryota; Fungi; Ascomycota; Sordariomycetes; Glomerellales; Glomerellaceae
Source: RefSeq, a predicted model, not a curated record
AUGGCAAUUCCCGCCUCCUCGUCCUACGGACUGCCCAUCUUCUCUCACCGAUACUUCAAUCUUCCUGGCAUUGCGGCUGUCUUGACCACCCUCCUUUACUUCAAGCAAAAGGCUUUGAUCUACCCAUCGCAUAUGCCCCCAAACUCCCGUACCGAUGUCCCACGACCUUCGCAGUACGGCAUUAAGGAUUUUGAGGAGCUGGUCAUACCCACAAACGAUGGCGAAAAGCUGUCGGCAUUCUACAUCCGCGGUCCCCGGGGCGGGAACAACGCCAACGUCACUAUUUUAAUGUUCCAUGGCAAUGCCGGCAAUAUCGGUCACCGCCUACCCAUUGCUCGCAUGCUGAUCAAUUUUAUCGGCUGCAAUGUUUUUAUGCUCGAGUAUCGCGGCUAUGGCUUAUCGACUGGCGAACCCGACGAAUCCGGUCUGUUCCUUGAUGCCCAAACGGCACUUGACUACUUGCGCUCUCGCGCAGAGACGAGCAAUCAUAAGUUGAUUGUGUAUGGUCAGAGUUUGGGCGGGGCCGUUAGCAUCAAGCUCGUCUCCAAGAACCAAAAGGAUGGCGAUAUCGCGGGCCUAAUCCUGGAGAACACAUUCCUCUCCAUGCGCAAGCUUAUCCCUUCCGUUCUACCCCCGGCAAAGUACUUAACUUUACUGUGCCACCAAGUAUGGCCGAGCGAAUCGGUUAUCCCUAGCAUCACCUCGGUGCCUAUCCUCUUCCUCUCUGGUCUGCAAGAUGAGAUCGUCCCGUAA